Molecule: messenger RNA, 729 nt
Organism: Herpailurus yagouaroundi (jaguarundi)
Lineage: Eukaryota; Metazoa; Chordata; Mammalia; Carnivora; Felidae
Product: olfactory receptor 2AG1-like
Exons: 1
Biological process (GO): G protein-coupled receptor signaling pathway
Cellular component (GO): membrane
Molecular function (GO): G protein-coupled receptor activity; olfactory receptor activity
Source: RefSeq, a predicted model, not a curated record
AUGGAGCUCUGGAACUCCACCUUAGGAAAUGACUUCACAUUAGCGGAGAUUCUGAAUGACAGUGGGGUUCCCAAACUGCUUUUUGCAACAAUCGCUGUCCUGUACAUAUUGGCCCUGACCAGCAAUGGCCUGCUGCUCUUGGUCAUUAUAAUGGAUUCCUGGCUCCAUGUGCCUAACCUACUUAGCCAGCUAUCUCUCAUGGACUUGAUGUUUGCAUCUGCAGUUACUCCCAAAAUGCUUGUGGAUUAUCUGCAUGGGAAGAACACCAUCUCCUUUGAAGGCUGCACCUUUCAGAUGUUAGUAGUUCUCACUUCAGGAGGUGCAGAGGACUUACUACUGGCGUUCAUGGCCUAUGACAGGUAUGUGGCUAUUUUUCAUCCUUUGCACUACAUGGUCCGCAUGAGGCCAAGGAUAUGCUGGCUCACAAUAGCCACACCUUGGGUCCUGGCAUUCCUGAAUGCUGUGAUACUCACUUCAUAUACUAUGCACUUUCCUUUCUGUAUGUCUCGGAAAAUCAGGCACCUACUCUGUGAGAUCCCACCCUUGUUGAAAUUGGCCUGUGCAGAUACCUCCAUAUAUGAGCACAUGGUAUAUGUGACAGGUGUGAUCUUUCUCAUGCCUACCCUUGCUGCUAUCCUUGCCUCUUAUACAUUUGUCCUAAUUGCUGUCCUUCAUGUGUCCUCGGGUAAGGGAAGGAAGAAAGUCUUCAUCACAUGCUCUUCUCACCUG